This is a messenger RNA of Eufriesea mexicana, 1416 nucleotides long. RefSeq names its product facilitated trehalose transporter Tret1. The coding region runs from base 1 to 1416 and encodes 471 amino acids. Lineage: Eukaryota; Metazoa; Arthropoda; Insecta; Hymenoptera; Apidae. Gene Ontology annotation, cellular component: membrane. The transcript has 6 exons. The record is from RefSeq and is a predicted model, not a curated record. Gene Ontology annotation, molecular function: transmembrane transporter activity. Gene Ontology annotation, biological process: transmembrane transport.
AUGACCACCCCAUCGAUCAACGGCAACGUGGCCGAGAUCCGGAAAUUGAACCAAUACCUGGGAGCCUUUGUAGCGUCUCUCGGCGGUUUUGCGCUUGGCAUCUCGCUAGGUUGGAACUCAAAGGCCAGCGUGGUGCUGAGGAACUACCUGGACGCCACUGCCACCGAAAUUGGACUCAUCGGGGGCAUUCUGAACGCUGGCGUCUGCAUAGGGGCGAUUUUAAUGCCGUUCAUCGUUCGACGAAUUUCUAGAAUGAACAUCAUGUUCUGGACUAUGCAGAUCUUGCUUCUCAGCUGGAUCUUGAUGAUCAAGGAAAAUUAUUAUAAGGUUAUGUUUCUACUUGUUGGAAGACUGGUCUGUGGUAUGUGUGGCGGUGUGUUUUGUGUCCUGACACCGAUCUACGUGGCCGAAAUCGCGAGCAAAGAAAUUCGAGGACGUUUGCUCGCGUUCUUUCAACUUCUCAUCAACUGUGGCGUGAUGUACGCCUUCUACAUAGCUCACGUGCUAGACGAGAAUAAAACUGUGUGCAGGUACAGCAUAAUUUGCGGGCUCGCGUGCCUCUCGAUCGCGCUGGUGAAAUUAUUACCCGAGAGUCCGCUCUACUAUUUGUCGAGGAACGACGAGAUCAAUGCAGAAAAAUCCUUGAGAUGGUAUCGCGGCGACACUUACGAUGUCCAGCACGAAAUCAGCGAAACGAAGCGCCUGAUUCCUGCAACCCGCUCGAGGCAGUUUAGCCUGAAGCUGCUAAGGAAUCGUCGAGUGCUACGUUCCAUAGCGACCUGCUUCGGAGUGAUCCUGGGCCAGCACUUGUCCGGCGUCAACAUGAUGAUUUUCUACGCCCUGAUGCUCUUCGACACCAGCGGUUCUGGUGAACUGACCGGAAGCGAACAGACGCUGGUCGUCGGUGCCGUUCAAAUAUUGGUAUCCCUCUUGGCCGCGUUCCUCGUCGACGUGCUAGGACGUCGAAUUCUCCUCACUGCUUCCUCCCUUCUCAUGGGAUUAUUCCUUAUACUGCUAGGUUGGUUCUUCAGCCUACGUGACAGCGACCCCGAGUACGACGACAUCUACUACUGGAUGUCGCCUACCUGGAUCACUCUGAUCUUCGCCUCGUUCAAUCUAGGUCUUGGACCAAUUUCCUGGUCUCUCUUAGGCGACACACUUCCGCAAGAACUGAAGACUCCAGUGGUUUCCGGCGCGGUCGCUCUCGGAUGGCUGUUCUCGCUGAUGGCCACGCUAACUUUCGACGAGAUAAUCAUCUCCCUGGGCGAUACGAAGGUCAUGUGGCUGUCCUCUGCCAUAUGCUGGCUGAUAGCUCUGUUCUGCGCCAUCGUGGUGAAGGACAACACUGGCAAGAGCCUAAUCGAGAUCCAGGAGGACUUUCGUGUCACGCCUAACAGAGGGAUAGAGGAGACCUGA